UCAACAACAUUACGUUCACGUGUUUUUGGAUGCACCUUCUCUUUUCUUCCAUAUGGUUCAUGUAAUUUUCUAUUUAGCAUUUGCAGACAUUGUCAAUUAUGUUGGAUGUAAGGGUUAUACGUCAACGUGGUAUUAUGCAGGCCACAAUGUGGUUCUUCGGCAUAUUGGUGCUAAAUAUCGUACUACCACUGUGUCUGGGGAAAGAAUCGACAGCAGCAGAUAAUGCGUUGGAAUCUCACUGGGUAGACUUCUGGAUGGUACGACUGUGUCUCAACAUACUUGGAUAUGCCACUCUCUUCGUACCUGGUGCUCUUCUGAUCAAAUACUUCAGGGAUAAACGCUACAAUGAAACUGCAGGCCCAGAUUUGCUAUCGCAGAUUAUCAAGAACUGUGUGUUCGGUCGGGAAACUGAGAAGGGUGUCCUGGAACAAGGCGGGUCAUCUAAAACAGGUGGUAGCAGUGACGACAAUGUUGGUCAAUAUCAGAAAUGUGGCACUCUAUUGUUCUGUGUGGCAGGCCUGCAGGGAGCCUACCUCACCUGGGGGGUCUUACAGGAGAGAAUUAUGACAUUUGAAUAUGGAAAAACUGACACGGAAGCAGGAGAAUUCUUCAAAAACUCCCAAUUUUUGGUGUUCAUCAACAGAAUUUUGGCACUAGUUAUUGGAGGUGUGGUGUUAGUGAUGAGGGCCCAGCCCCCACACAACGCUCCUUUGUUUAAGUACUCCUACAGUUCCUUCUCCAAUAUCAUGAGUAGCUGGUUUCAAUAUGAGGCCCUCAAAUUUGUCAGCUUUCCUACCCAGGUGCUUGCUAAAGCUUCCAAGGUCAUACCAGUCAUGUUGAUGGGCAAAGUAGUAUCCCGUAAAACCUACGAAUACAAUGAAUACGUCACCGCGUUGAUGAUAUCGUUUGGUAUAAGCAUGUUCCUUUUAAGCAGUGGUGAUGUGACACGGCAUAAAGGAAGUGUAACAACUGUGUCAGGGGUGAUAUUGUUAGCAGGAUACAUUCUCUUUGAUAGCUUUACAUCAAAUUGGCAGGGAGAAUUGUUCAGAAGAUACAAGAUGUCCCCCAUUCAGAUGAUGACAGGUGUAAAUUUGUUCUCCUGCCUACUUACUGCUGUCUCCCUGCUAGAACAGGGUGGAUUCUUUGAUUCUGUAGCUUUCAUGGGUCGUAACCCAGCCUUUAUAUUUCAUGCCAUGAUCUUAAGUCUUUGUUCUGCUUUUGGACAAUUGUUUAUAUUUUUCACACUCUCUAGGUUCGGACCAGUGACAUUUACAAUAAUUAUGACAAUUCGACAAGGAAUAGCUAUCUUGUUGUCCUGUGUAAUCUACGGCCAUCCAGUGACAUACAUCGGGUUUUUCGGAAUAAUGGUGGUUUUCCUCGCUCUGUUUCUUAAAAUCUAUGCAGGCCACAGGAAGAAGCAAAUUCAAAACGCCACACAACAGAGUAGUAAUGGUGUGUCGAAAGUCUGAUUCAAGUACAUGUACAUCAGGGUGUUGUAUAUUAUUUUGUAUGGAAAGUAAAUCAACUAACAGGUAACCUGGAUAUAUCUGGGACCACAUCAAGGGUGUUAAAGUUGGGUUUCCUUUAUCCAUGAAAGCGGGAAUGAAUUUUUUCUAUAUCCUUCUUUAUGACGAGAACGUAAAGGUUAACAAUACAAUUCUUUGUAGUAUACAGGGUGGGAGAUAAAAUAUGGUUACUUUACUACCAAGUUCAUGCAAGCUCGUGUCACAACAAAUGUGAAGUAUGUUACUGAUCUGUGGUACAUUUCUGUGUUUCAGUGUCAUUAUUUAACCCAUAUUCUCUUUGGAAAACACUGAUAAACAGUAUACAUGUUCAAACAUUUUUUAAUAUAUUUUUGUAUGACUAAAGAUUAUUGGCUAGUAUAUUGUUACGAGGUAAACGUGAUAGAUCUAAUGCUAUAGUUUUGCCCUAACUUACAUUUUGACUUUACCAGGACACAGUUAUAUCGUAUUCAUUUCACAGCAGUGGGGUAAUUUACAUUUAUGGGAGAAAAUUAUUUGUUUUGCUAUUAUCCACAAUCUCUUAUAUUUCUGCAUGAUUCUGCAGAAAUUUACAAAGUUGACAUGUGGGCUUAAAAUGAAUGACCAUGAAAAGAUCGUGAUUUUGACAUUUAGAAGGAAGUCUUUCUUUAUUUAUAUGUAAACCACAGGUACUAGCCACAUCUGUCAAUACACCUAUACUAUAAUUAUAUUAUAAGUGUAUUGACAGACGAGGCUAGUACCUGUGAUAUUAACCAUUAUUUCUGUAACCUGUGUAACAUUGAUGUUAAAAUGACAAUAUACAUAACCAUUAUGCUGUCUCAACAUGACACUUCAGAGUUCACUAAAAUAAAAACUAUUACAUUACUGUCAAUACUGGCACAUUAAUAAGAAAUAAACUCCCAAGUUUACCUGUUCAAAAUGUAUUCAAAUGUCAACUAAAUAUAGUAUCUUCCAUUGUUUUUACCUGGGUAAUAGAAGAAUGAAACUGUGUUGGGUUUUUUUGCUUUAAUUUUGUAAUUAUUUGGUUGAUAAAGGAUAUCAGACUAUUCAUGUACAUGCAUAUUAUUGAAAUGUUGUGUCAGUUAGUUUAUAGUUUUAUAUAAAUAGCUUGUGUUUGUGCAGUUUAAUAUGAUUUUUUUUCUAGAUUUAUUGUGAACACGUCCUGAUCUUAUAACCAAAUAUGCAAAGGUUACUUAUUCAUGAUAUCCUAAUUUGCUUGCUCUCUUCUCAUUUUAUUUAUUUUGUAGAAAGUAAUUUCCUUAAAAAGACAUGUAUCCAAGCCGUACUUAUAAAUUAUUCUGAUAAACUGACAUUAUCUAUCAGUAUCCGAUAAUCUCGUUCAGUUUGUCAAGUCUGUCAUCAUAAACAAAUAAAUGUCAUAAUUUAUGCCAUUGCGAUGUCAAAUUAUAAAUUGGUAACAAAACAAAAACCCAAACCAUGAAACAAGAGUCUAUACCAAAUAUACUGUUUUGUCAAUUUUUAAUGUUUUAUAGAGAAACUGCAGACAAAAUAAUCUAUUUAUUAUUGCUAAUGAUUUCUCUUGAUCUCAUGGUGAUACAAUGUAGAAUCUCAUGUUCAUAUACACCUUGAUUGUGAUUUUUUCAGCUUAUACUGAAAUACAGAGAGACCACUACACUGUUUUAAUAGAGCUGCGAUGAUUUUAUGUUUGAAAUAUUUUUACAUCAAACAUGAUGAAAAUCUCAAGUUAAUCUUACAAUAGUCCUAAUAUAUGUUCCAUAGCAAAAAUUGUAGCAGAAACAUCACACUCUGUAACAAAUUCAGCCAAGUCAAUUAAUAUUGCAGGUUGUGUUUCUGCACAACAAAUUGCGUAGACAUUAUCAGACUGUCAUGAAAUUUUGUUGCAUGUACAAAGACUAUAAGCCUCAGUUGGAUUUAGAGUGAAAUCUGUGGAAAAGUAAUCAGCAUAUUCUUUAAAAAACUUUCGUAUUUGGUUGACAGUAACCACAAAAUAGUAUAAUCAAAUAUGACUUGAUAUAUAUUCCUUUAAAACUUGGGUCAGCAUUUAUGCUGUACAAAAGAAAGGCUAAGUAUGAAUUUGUUGGCAAAAUUAACAAGGGAAAUAACUCUUGUACACUUGAGGUAAUAUGCAGAUCUCUCUGUAGUUCAUUAUAGAAACAUGUUUUACUGUAACAAACCAAACCAAACGUGUAUUGUCAUAUUUUUUUGUACACAAUUUUAUAUAUCCCGGUUUCUGAUGUGAUCUGACAUUGUUUAUGUGUAUGAUACACUUGUCAACUUUAAAUGCUCAUUAUGUUAAUCCUACAUUAAUAUGAAUACAUAAUGUACCUGGUAGAUAAAUGCAUUAUUCAAACAGGAUUAACAUAUCUACAUAAAAACAAAAGAAAUCUGUCUUGGUUACUGUUAAAAUUAUUUUUUAGCUGAGGGAUUUAAUAUGAUAGUACUGGGUACAUAAUAUUACCGUAAUAACAAUUAUCAUUUAUAUAUAUAUCUACAAAGGUUUGGGAAGGCUGAAAGGUAUUAUUUUGACGGAAUUUCUCCAUUGAAUGCUUUUCUUGGUAAUUUGUUUUUUUUUACUACGUUGAACAUUACAGAUUAUGAUAUUAUUAAAUGAAUUGUACGGUUAUACAAUUACAUGCAAAUGCUUAGAGAAUUACUAUUUUCCUAGUGAAAGACCCAAAAAAGUACCUAAUUGUUUUUUUUAGUUUAAAAUAAUACAGGAUCAACAGGUACAUGUAUUUCUCCACACUUUACUAUUAAAGUAACUAGCCUGUGUAGUUUAGCGGCAUUUACAAGUUAUAAACAAGUUUCUCAAUGUGUACAACUUAUUUUCCUUAACAAUCUCUGUCUGUCUUCUUGGUUCUAGGAUGAAAUAUGUUAUGUCACCUCUGUGAAGAGUUCCAAGGUAGAAUAACGCCAAGACAUAAGAGACAUUAAGUUGUACAUAGAAUAUAAUUUAUUUUUUUAUCUCAUGUCACACUUUAAUUUGCAAAAGAAAAAGGUAUUUUGUUAUCUGUUACUCGAGCAGUUGCUUUUUGUAUGUGUCGCAUCAAUUUUUAUAUUACUUCUGUGUGAAAUGACACAAUAAUUGUGUCCUGGUUUUUUUAUAUAAAAACACCCAUUUGGCAAGAGGAAGUGUUAUAGUUGGCAUCCAGUCUUGGGAGAGUUUAUCAUGUACAAUUUACUCACUAAAACAAGUUAGGUUAUACCAUGUAAUCACAAUUCGUUCUUUUGUUGCAGAUGUAUUGAUUUAUCUCAAUUUGUCACAGCACUUGUUUUCCUUCACUCAAAUCUCUCCCAAUUCUUGGGGUCCUGAUAUAUAAUAUUACGUUGUAGAUCAUUUCAGAUUGUUGAUCCUGGUCACAGACGUCAUUGACUCAUAUGAGUUUAAUUAUACUGUACCUGGUACCACCUGCUACGAAGUAAGAAAGGCUAUUCUGAAAUCAGGUUGUUGUCUAUCUAUCAGUAGUCAGAAUCUUGUCCAGCAGUUUUCAUCCGAAUAUUUUCAUAUACCGACCAAAAUCAAUUGAAGGCUUUUUAACUUGCAUCGUCAGCUUUAAAUGAUUAUUUUUUUAAUCUUGCAUUUUUGUGGGAGUUAUGUUCCCUUUUUCAAAAAAUUUCACCGAAUUAUGUCUCAGGUACAACUGAAACCGGGUUUUUUUAUCAAAAUUUUGUAAUAUCUUCACAGAUGCAUUUACUUCACUCAGAAAUUAUGCACCUAUGCUUAUUUUCACCAGUGUUUAUGAAACUUGGUACACAUGAAUAGUAGCUGUAAUAGGUAGUUCUGUGAUUGCAACUUAUAUUUUAGUUGAAAUAUUUUGUUAUUGAUGUUAUGCCUCCUUAUUGAUUGGUUAUGACAGAUUGUGUAUUCAUUGAUGGUGUCAAGACCUCUGUUGUUCCAUUGUUAUCAGUGCAGAUAGGGAAAUCCUCAAAUUUAUCAUCUUUAAAGAUAUGGUUAAAAUUCACUUUAUAUUGUUACAGUGUGUAUUUUUGUUGGUGCACAUAUAACACAUAUCAUACUUUCAUGAAUUAUAAUAUCCUCACAAGAAAGAUAAUCAGAAAACAAAUAACGAAUUUUGAUUUAAGGCACACAACUGUAGCAAGUUAAAAUAUUUGAAUUGCAGAAAAUCUUUUAAGCAACAUUUCCAUUUAUUCUAUUUUCCAAUAUUUGAGAUUUUUUCCCCCUUUUUCCUUUCAUCAAAUGUAAUAAAGAACAUUUAAAACUCACAAUUUGAUUAACCAAUAAUUUUAUUUUCUAGCUUUUACUUUGUAUGUAUUCUUAUACAUUCUCAAGACAUUUUUGUCUUUAUAACCCUGUUCUAAAUCGCACAAGAGUGUUAAGUCCCGUCAAUCAAUUAGUUUAUUACAAUUGUUCCAUACCAAUGGAAGACAAUGGGGACAUAGAUAUAGAGGACCACAAGCCAGUUUAUUUUACCUAGGAUAUUCAUAAGGACAGGGCUUUUAUUUGACAUUCUUUUUAUCAUACAAUAGUCCUUUAUUGAUCAUGGAUUGUCCUGGAUUUGAUUUUAUCAGAUCUUCAUGCAUGUUAUAUUUCAUGGAAAGGACAGAAAACUUUACAAGUGUGUUUCUGAUUUAGCAAGUGAAAUUCUUUAUCAUUCGAAGACAUUCCUAACGGCUAAAAUAGUCUGUUUCAACCCCUGUACUUGUGUCAUCACAAUUGGUGUUGUAACACAUAUCACAUGCAUGUAAAACAAUCAUGUGAUGGUACUAUUUGAAAUAAAAGUCAAAUCAAAAUAUAAAGUGCUGUCUCCAUAUGUACUGGUAAUGCAGCACCAGGUAUACAAUAUCUGUUAUGUUGGUUCUUAUUCUUCAAGUCUAAAAAAAACUUGGUGACACAACUGUAUUCUGAUACCCUGUCACAACCUAAAGACUAACACCAUGACACAGUAUUAUUAAAGCCAAAUCUUCUAUUAAUGCCUCAGUUAAAAUUAUAACAGGUUUAAUAUUUAAUAUGUUUACCUGUUAGAUUGAUAUAGUUUCUAAUUUGUAUGAUGCAGUGUAAUUCUUUUUUGGCAAACUGUAUCUAUUACUAAAGAUUCAGUCAUCUGUGUGUGUGUUAUUUAUGUUUAUCUUAGAAAUGAUUAGAUCUGAAACCUUAUACAUUAUUUAUACUCGUAACAAACAUCUACCUGCAAAUACAUGUAAUCUGUAGUCUAUUGUUUGGUUUAAAAUGAUAUGUGUAUACCAGUAAUUUCCGUUACACUUUCGUCCACCCAACUCAAACUUCAUACCAUUCAAAGAUCCAAGCCCCGGUACUUUUGAAUCAUUUUAC
Molecule: messenger RNA, 6774 nt
Organism: Mizuhopecten yessoensis (Yesso scallop)
Lineage: Eukaryota; Metazoa; Mollusca; Bivalvia; Pectinida; Pectinidae
Product: adenosine 3'-phospho 5'-phosphosulfate transporter 1-like
Exons: 3
Coding region: 99-1469 (456 amino acids)
Biological process (GO): transmembrane transport
Cellular component (GO): endoplasmic reticulum membrane; Golgi membrane
Molecular function (GO): 3'-phosphoadenosine 5'-phosphosulfate transmembrane transporter activity
Source: RefSeq, a predicted model, not a curated record